Molecule: messenger RNA, 1845 nt
Organism: Eublepharis macularius
Lineage: Eukaryota; Metazoa; Chordata; Lepidosauria; Squamata; Eublepharidae
Gene: LAPTM4A
Product: lysosomal protein transmembrane 4 alpha
Exons: 7
Coding region: 107-796 (229 amino acids)
Cellular component (GO): lysosomal membrane
Source: RefSeq, a predicted model, not a curated record
GCGGCCGCCCUCGCGUUGUUCUCAGAGCGCGAUCCAGACUGAGUGGAACGUCUAGCGCUAGGCGGCAGAAGGGGGUGUUGGUGUGGCCGCCAUUAUCGGCACCGCGAUGACGUUCAAGCGGAGCCGAGACCGCUUCUAUAGUACUCGCUGUUGCGGCUGCUGUCAUGUCCGGACGGGCACCAUCAUCCUGGGCACCUGGUGUAUGGUGAUGAAUCUAUUGAUGGGUAUAUUGUUGACUGUUGAAGUGACUCACCCCAAUACUGUGCCAACAGUUGACAUCCAGUAUGAAGUCAUUGGUAACUACUAUGCCUCUGAGACGGUGGCUGAAAAUGCAUGUGUUGUCUUCGCCAUCUCUCUCCUCAUGUUCACAAUCAGUGCUAUGAUGGUGUAUGGAGCCAUUGCGCAUCGAGUCGGCUGGCUGAUUCCAUUCUUCUGUUACCAGCUUUUUGACUUUGUCCUCAGUUGUCUGGUGGCCAUAAGUUCUCUGACGUACUUACCAAGAAUAAAAGAUUACCUGGACCAGCUCCCAGAUUUCCCGUACAAAGAUAAACUCCUUUCCUUUGAUUCAAGCUGUCUUCUGUUCAUUGUCCUGGCGUUCUUUACCUUCGUCAUCAUCUUAAAGGCCUACUUAAUUAACUGUGUAUGGAACUGCUAUAAAUACAUUAUCAACAGAAACUUGCCCGAGAUAGCAGUGUACCCUGCAUUUGAAGCACCUCCACAGUGUGUUCUGCCAACCUACGAGAUGGCAGUGAAAAUGCCUGAGAAGGAACCUCCGCCUCCUUACAUACCCGCUUGAAGCAACGCAGCCGAUAAUGGAAACAUCUGUACCAGCUUCUCUUUUUAUAUACUGCAAAACUGCUUAAAUAAAUAUUCAGGGCUUUAGGAGUGAAACUGCGUGGUUGAGUUGAGAGGCAUUUGAUAUAACCCUACUAAACAAAAAGAUUCGUAAUGGUAUGAUUUCCCCCCCCCUCCCAUCUUGAUAGCUUUUAAUUUUAUUGGUCUCCCUAAGCCUCUUACACAGUUACUGCCUUACAGUUUAAUUCUGCAAGUACCUCUGUAUUUGUAUAUAACUGGUUCAUGUUUCUGUUGAUUUUUUUUUUUGCAUUAGUAUGGAUAACUAGGAAUAGUUUAGGAGAUGAAUGUUUGCAAGAUUAGGCUCUUCAGAAAGAUUAUGCUAUGGAUUUGUUCGCAAGGACAAUCUGGUCAGACGGCAAUAAGUCAGGUUGGGUUUUUUCAUUCCUCACUUGAUAGAAGGAGAGAAAGGUGUUCAAAUGUGGUAUACAAUUAUAAAUAUAUACUUUUUUGCACUUUUUCCCUUUAUCGUACCUUACUGUGUUAUCCAAUGCCUUGAACCCAUAUUUUCAGGAAGCCUGAAGUUGGCACUACAGUUUGAAGUUUUUACUACAUGCUGUGAAUGCAGGGAAAAUUCACACAAAAUUACAUUUGUGUCAGAUGUCAGUGCAUGCUUCUAAUCUGUAUGUAUUUUCAUCUUUGUUAUAAAUGAUGCUUUAAUAAAUCUUGUUUUAAAAAAAAUUGCCAGCAGCUUUGAUGCACGAUUUUAUCAGUGGUUGUUGUGGGUUUUCCGGGCUGUAUUGCCAUGGUCUUGGCAUUGUAGUUCCUGACGUUUCGCCAGCAGCUGUGGCUGGCAUCUUCAGAGGUGUAGCACCAAAAGACAGAGAUCUCUCAGUGUCGCACUGAGACACUGAGAAAACCCACAACAACCAUCGUUCUCCGGCCGUGAAAGCCUUCGACAAUACAUCGAUUUUAUCAGUCUUGAGUGGUGUAAAAAUAGUUUUCUGGUAUCAUUCUUUCUUGAAAUAAAAUCUCAAGAGCCUCUUCAGGUUA